AAAUAAUUUGAUCCAGUUAUCUGCAUUCAGUGUCAACUAGUCACAAUUACCAGUGAAAAGUGUCAGUUUGGACUGCUAUGGAAGUUUAAUUCAUGCCGUCAAGAAUAAUUUAAAUUAAUUAUCAUCAAUUACGCCAGUGCCAGUGAAUGAAUCGUAAAACAAAACAAACUACCAGCAGCGCGGGCAAUGCUUCAAGCCAUUACCGAGGAACCAUAGGGCAAAAAGGCAACAUAAGUGGCGAGAAACAAAAAAAAAUCUUUGAAUGAAAUUUUGUGAAUGAACGGCGAGCCCGAAUGAAUGGAACGGUGUCGUAGUUAUUUUUUUUUUCCUCCCCGUUCGUUUCGCGUGUUGUCAGUGAGGUGGUGCGCGAAAUUUUUUCAUGAAUGAAUGACGAACGCCUGUUUGGUGCGGUGCGCACGCGUGCGCAAAAGCUAUGCGCGCAAAGUGCAUCGGAUGAUGAUGAUGGUGGUUGCUGAUGGAUGCUGCUGAUGGAUUGUGAAGAUGAUACAGGUUCAUGCAAGGAGUGUGACAAAUUGCGAGCUAAGUUAAUCAUUAAGUUGACUGAUGGUGAGACAAUCAGUGAAACAAACUGCAUGAUUGUGAAUUACUUAGCAUCGCUCUACCUUCAAGUGAUUUAAAUUCUGAACGCAUAAUUGAACCGAACAAGCAGAGCAUUCCCGAGGCAACGAAACAAUUGAUGCAUUUUAUUACCAAAUGAAUAUGGAUCGAGCAAGGUGGGUGGUAGCAUGCAAGACUUCUCCAAGGAAGAGUUCGGUCUUCUUGGGGCAAGUGUUGUAGGCAGCGACAAGGAUUUGCUCCCCACCGGAGUCGUCGGCGUUCAGCCGAGCCAGCAUUUAGCUUCGCACAUUCACCACGGCGGCGUCCAUCCGGGGCUCGCCCAUCACGUCCACGUCGUCGGGAACGGCUCGUCGUCGUCGGGAGUCGUGGUCGUCGAUGACAUCAAGCCCGGGGAUCUGAUCGAGGCCGGCGACGUCGGCAAGCUGGACAGCGAGGUCGACCGGGAUCUGUACCCCUGGAGUACCAUCGGGCAUCACAUUGGGAGUCAGUUUUUGCGUAGCUCGGACGACCCGCUCAUAUCCGGCGGCACCAACGACAACCAGAACGAUAAUGAGCUUAGCGUUGCCACUGCGUCCCACCAGUCCAUGUGUUCAUCGCCCACGCCCCCACCGGUCCCCCAGAAGCCGCGCCACGACCGCAACACCAUCCGCGUGCCCGCGUCUAUCCUUUCGCCGGAACUGCCCCCGGAUACGCCCGAGUCACCGCUGCCCACUCCUCCACCGCCACGAGGUGGACGUCGAGGCGGAGGCGGCGGCCGUCAACGGCGCAAGGGUCCGAUCAAGCUGCGGUUCCACCACCAGGCACUGCCUCCGGAGUACCUGGACCACUAUGAGGCAACGCAGAAUCUUACGGCGAAACGAGAACAGCUUCAACUGCAGCAGCAGCAGCAACAGCAAAAUCAGCAGAGUAGGAAAAUGGAACGCCAGGUGGCGCAUGAUCGGGAAGAUCGAACCAACGAAUCGGUUCGGAACUGGUUACAGAAGAUCUUGGAGCUGCAGAAGGAGGGCGUUUCGUUAGCGCCGAUAAAAGAUGAUAUUGAGGCGAACGGGGAGUCGACUACGGCUCCGAAGAUCGCACGGAACAAGGUCGUCAGUUAUACUGACCUGCCUUAUAUGGGCGAGAUGACCCUGGAAAACUCAAAACCGAGAAGGGGUCGAAAGCCGAAGAAGGCCGACAUCUGUCACUUGAUCUACAAGAAUUAUGGAACGAUCCUUUCUGGGACUCCGAAACCUGAGUCCAUACAGGAGAGGGUACACAAUGGGAACCGCACGCAGACCCGCAGCAGUAGUCUCCUGGAGAGACGCCUCACCGAGAAGGGUCUGAUCGCGGAAAAUGGGAAGGGCAAGCGUGAGGAACCGCUGAAUCUGUGCGUUCGCGAUGGUGGAACCGAUCCGCUGGCGUUGUCAAGUUCCGACGAGGAAAGUGACUUCGUGGUCGAUUCCGCGUGUCACACGCCGAUCAUCGCUCCAUCGGAUAUCAGUACAGAUCUUGCGUUGGCCGAAACUAUGAAAAUGUCACUGCCAAACCUGCAAAGUACAGCGGCCUCCUCGAGUGGAGAGACGCCCUCGACGGCCGAGACUCCCCCCGGUGGGUACAUGUACUGGCCAAACGUGGGUGGCUUCAUCCAUCCCAUGGCGCUGUACUACCAGAAGCUGGUAGACUCCAACAAUGGUCAAUCAAGCUCGUCCACCACCACCAACUCGGUUCCCAGCACACCAAACGACCCCACAAAGCCGUCAACGGCCUCAUCGACCAACUCCACACCACCACCCCCGACAACACCCUCAUCACCGGCUCCGACCUCCACCACACCCAAACCACACCAGACACUGGUCCCCAAGCCCAUCUCACAGCUCAUCAAACCGGAAAAGACACCCACCAGCACCACAAAGCACUCUCCACCGACACAGAAGCGCAAACGGUCCGCCAUCUUCAUUCCGCCCGUCCCCGCGGAAAACAGUACAAACCCCGCCACCGAGGUCAGCAUUUGCAAGUUCAAGUUCACCGGCGGAGCCAAACCCUGCCUGCAGGAAAAAAAGAUGCUCAGUGUCGACUCGGGCGGCAACUUCCGCUACUACUCCGGCACCGGUGACAAAUCGAUGCGCGGCUACGAGUUCUUCCCCCGGGAAAGCCUCCAACAGUCGAGUCUACACGCGACCACCACCACCGGUGCCUUCCUGAACACACCACCCGUGGAAAAGAUUACCUGUGACCUGCCGCCGCCCUCGCUCGGUCUUAGCAAUGACAUUCUACAAAUCCCAGACUUCCCGAGCGCCACCACCGGCCUCGUCUCACCGGGCGUCACGUCCGGCUUUCACCGGUCCGGCUUCCGCUCGGCCGAAUCCGCCGAAGCGCGCCGUGCCCGGCGACGAUCGCGGCGUUCCACGCAACGCGAAAGCCUCGAGAAGACCUUCAAGGAGAAGGGAUUCCUCAUUCAAACCCAGCAGCUGCAAUCGGCCGAAGGUGCGACCUACUGUAAGUUUAGACAAUUACGCAAAUUUACCCGCUAUCUCUUCCGAAGCUGGAAAGACUACCUUCCUGGAGAGCUACAGCAGCAGCAGCAGCAACCUGCGGGAGAACUCGGCGGACCCGGCGGUGGAGAGCUGCCUCAUGAUGGGCUGUCACUGAUGGGCGACGAGGACGAGGACCUGCUGGAGUCGAGUCCAGCAAGGACGCCAACCGGAACCGAGGUUGAGGAGCAUGGUCAUGAUGGACCCAAUAGAUAACGGAGAGCCGCCGACCGCGGUGAAGCCACGUGUUCGCCAAAGAUUAGGAAUCGUUAAGGAAGAUGCACUUGCUCUUUAGUUAAUAGCGAAAUUGCGUUUAUUUUCUAGAAUUGUAGAAAUCGAAAUAAGUUUUGUUCUUGAAAAGGAAAAACCAGUUAACACAAGCACACGCCGGUAUCGAUCGAUGCACAAAAAUGAGGGAAAUUCUAGUCGUUUUAAUCGUAAUGAUCUUUAUAUUUUCUAAAUAAGUUUUGUGUAAACUAUUCUAUGUUUGUAUAAAAAAAAAGAAUAACUGAAUUUCAACGUUGCCAUACAACCGCCGUGUACUUUUACCCUACUUCUGUUUUGUAUAGUUUUGUUCUCGUCGUGUUUUAUGUUGUUAAUAAACAAAAUGUAACUCUUUUUUAUUAUUACUAAAA
Molecule: messenger RNA, 3724 nt
Organism: Culex quinquefasciatus (southern house mosquito)
Lineage: Eukaryota; Metazoa; Arthropoda; Insecta; Diptera; Culicidae
Exons: 3
Coding region: 747-3305 (852 amino acids)
Source: RefSeq, a predicted model, not a curated record